Molecule: messenger RNA, 1817 nt
Organism: Dinoponera quadriceps
Lineage: Eukaryota; Metazoa; Arthropoda; Insecta; Hymenoptera; Formicidae
Product: kelch domain-containing protein 4
Exons: 9
Coding region: 93-1667 (524 amino acids)
Molecular function (GO): protein binding
Source: RefSeq, a predicted model, not a curated record
GCCCAUGUGGAUUUAAACACGUGCCUCCGCGAAGUGUUAAUUGAAAUAAUUGGUGUUAAAUUUAUCACACGUUUUCUUCGAUAAUAUAGACGAUGGGGAAGAAGGAUAAGGGUAAAAAUAAAAAGAAGAUGAGCGGCAGCGAGAAGACGGCGUUAAAAACCGAGAAGAAAUUGAACGUCCGGCAGAAAAAGGAGUUAGCUGCGCUCGGAGAGGAUGACAUAGAGAAGGUAGUGGCGGAGAUAGAACGAGAGGCAGCUCGUAGACAGCGUGUCAAGGAAGCCGUAGUUGAGCCACCGUCCAGAAGAGUAAAUUUCACCCUCAAUGCACACCCGUUCAAGGACGAGCUCAUCAUGCUCGGCGGUGAAUUCUACGAUGGCCGACAGACUACAGUGUACGGAGACAUGUUUAUCUACAACAUAAAUAAGAAGGAGUGGUCGGUGGUGAAGGCACCCGGAGCGCCGCCUCCGCGUUGCGGCCACCAAACGGCGAGCACCGCCGCGCGAGGUGGAGAACUGUGGGUGUUCGGCGGCGAGUUCUCCAGCCCCAGCGAGUCCCAGUUCUAUCACUACCGCGACCUAUGGGUGUUUCUGCUGUCGGAGAGAAAAUGGGAGAAAAUCACAGCUCCGAAUGGUCCAUCUGCAAGAAGCGGCCACCGGAUGGUACACUCGAAGAAACAGCUGAUCGUGUUCGGCGGCUUCCACGAUAAUCUCAGGGAUUACAAGUACUUCAACGACGUCUACGCGUUCGAUCUCGAGACGUAUGUGUGGCGCAAGAUCGAGCCCGCCGGCAUAGCGCCCGCUCCACGCUCCGGCUGUGUGGUACUGCCGACCCCCGACAACAAGAUCCUGAUGUACGGCGGCUACAGCAAGGAAAGGGUGAAGAAGGACGUGGACAAGGGUCGCAUUCACGACGACAUGUUUCUUCUGACCCCGGACAAGAACGACGCGACCAAGUACAAGUGGGUGAGCGUGCGGCAAAGUGGAAUGCGCGGGACUCCGCGUUGCGGCGUCUCCGCGGCGCUCGUUCAACCCAACCAGGCGCUGCUGUUCGGCGGGGUGCAGGACGAAGAGGAAGAGGACGACGAGGACGGUCUGCGUGGCACGUUCUACAAGGACCUGUUCGCUCUGGACCUCGAGAAGUUCCACUGGCACAACGUGACGUUAUGCGGGAGGAAGGAGAAUACGGCGACGGAGCGACGGAGAAGAAGAAGGCAGAAGGAAGAAGGGGACGAGGAAGGUGAAAAUCAGGAGAGCGAUGAUUCCGGGGACGUGGAAAUGUCGGAUGAGUCGCCGGCCGAUCCGGCGCGGCCGGGCACGGUCACCGUUGAGGACGGAGUAUUCACGAUGACGCUGGGCCCGGUCGGCGCGGUUCCCGCCACGGAGAUCGGCCCAUCCCCGGGCGAGAAUUCGCGGGAAGCCGCCACGUUCUCGCCGUCACCGCGGAUGAACGCCGGAAUGGUGGCGAAGAACAAUCUCCUGUAUCUGUACGGCGGGAUCGUAGAGGACAGUGAUCGGCAGUACACCCUCAGCGACUUCUACAGUCUGGAUUACCGAAAGCUGCAGGAGUGGAAGACGCUGAUACCGGACAGUUUGAAAUCGCACACGUGGUUCGAGUCGGGCUCGAGCUCGGACGAGGACGACAGCGAGGACAGUAGCGAGGAUGACUGAGGAUAACCGAAGAUAACCGGAUGCUGAUCAAGACUGAGAAUGAUUUGUGUAUAAUAUGUAAAUAUAAAAUCAAAGCCAACGGUAGUAUCUGACCUUUUUUCGACUGAGAAAAUGACAAUGAAAUGAUUUUCAGUGAGUUCACGCGAUAAA